AUGGUAAUAGUGCGUGCUGAUACCAAACAAACUGGUUAUUAUUUUCAAUUGCACCAUGGUCAAAUUGAAAUCAGUGCAUCGAGUCCACAUCGUCGAAUACCAAAUUUAGAAACAACUAUAAACAAACGAAUGAUCCGUGAAAUAACAGCAAUUGGUCAACUUGUUUUGGCAAAAACUCUUAAAGGUGGUCGUUUACCAACCGUUCUCGUUUCUGGUAAAUUACCAUGUUCAAGACAAAACUAUUUAUUUUUGAAACGAUGCGGUGUUGGACUAAGAUACAGGCAGCAUCCUGUCAUACGUGGUCAAUUAGCUUUCGAUACGGAUAUUUACGUCAGCAAAGGGCAUCGUGUAGAGGCCACCGAUAUCCGAUUCAACACUUACAAAACAGCCACACGAUCAUAUGUUAGUAAAGAUAAAAUACGUAAAAAUUGUGCACAUCAUGAAUAUUCUAUGGGGCUAUCUUUUGUGGAGCUUAAUCAUUACGAUAUCGGAAGCCGUACAUAG
Molecule: messenger RNA, 504 nt
Organism: Didymodactylos carnosus
Lineage: Eukaryota; Metazoa; Rotifera; Eurotatoria; Philodinida; Philodinidae
Source: the annotation of a GenBank genome assembly